AUCUUUCUUUCUUGUUCCUCCCCCCAACCCACCCAACCCCUCAGCUAAAAUAAUCUUCUGUAACUGUAACUACUCCUACCCUGCACGCCACCAAGCCGUUGGUAUUAGGCUCUGAAAAAAUUGGCUUGUCUGAAUUUGGAGUGGGGGCCAGAAAGGGAAGAUGGCAACCAUAACAAAUGUGACCGAGUAUCAGGCGAUUGCAAAGCAAAAGCUGCCUAAAAUGGUGUACGAUUACUACGCAUCUGGUGCUGAAGAUGAAUGGAGUCUUUCAGAGAACAGAAAUGCCUUCACCCGAAUCCUGUUUCGACCGAGGAUUCUGAUUGAUGUGAGCAAGAUCGAUAUGACGACCACUGUGCUGGGAUUCAAGAUAUCUAUGCCUAUCAUGAUUGCCCCUACUGCCAUGCAGAAAAUGGCUCACCCUGAAGGGGAGUACGCAACUGCUAGAGCUGCAUCAGCUGCUGGAACUAUCAUGACGCUGUCGUCAUGGGCUACUUCAAGUGUGGAAGAGGUGGCUUCUACUGGGCCUGGUAUCCGCUUCUUCCAGCUUUACGUCUACAAGGAUAGGAAUGUUGUUGCUCAGCUGGUGAGGAGAGCUGAAAGGGCUGGCUUCAAGGCCAUUGCUCUUACCGUUGACACCCCAAGGCUGGGCCGCAGGGAAGCUGAUAUCAAGAACAGGUUCACACUGCCACCUUUCUUGACACUCAAGAACUUUGAAGGUCUGGACCUUGGCAAGAUGGACGAGGCCAAUGACUCUGGACUUGCUUCCUAUGUUGCUGGUCAGAUUGAUCGCUCCCUCAGCUGGAAGGUUACUUGCUGUGAUUUUAGAAUAAACCUAUAUAAUCAGUUCAUAUGAUGGAUGAUUGUGUUUUGCUGAUUGUGAUAAGUGAAAUGUGUAUGACUACAUGGUGAAAUGAUCAAGCAUUCUUACAUUGUAACCAGGAUGUGCAAUGGCUUCAAACAAUCACCUCACUGCCAAUUCUGGUCAAGGGUGUCCUCACAGCUGAGGAUGCCAGGAUAGCAGUUCAAGUUGGAGCAGCAGGAAUCAUUGUGUCCAACCAUGGUGCUCGUCAACUUGAUUAUGUCCCUGCUACCAUUAGGGCACUUGAGGAGGUGGUGAAGGGGGCACAAGGGCGAGUCCCGGUGUUCUUGGAUGGUGGUGUGAGACGCGGGACAGAUGUGUUCAAGGCAUUGGCACUUGGAGCCUCUGGCAUAUUUAUUGGACGACCGGUGGUGUUCUCAUUGGCUGCCGAGGGAGAGGCUGGAGUGAGGAACGUCCUUCAAAUGUUACGCGACGAGUUUGAGCUGACAAUGGCGCUCAGCGGCUGCCGUAAUCUGGGCGAAAUCACAAGAGCCCACAUCUUCACUGAUUGGGAUGCUUCUCCCAGCCACCCUACGGCCAAGCUUUAAAGGCACCCAAGAUGCUCUAAGCCAACCACUGGUUUCUUAAUUUUUCUUUCCCAUUUUCAUGGAUCCAUGAACAGAGACUCGUUUCCUUGCACUUUGGGUUUACUUACAGACAUGUGUAUCCUUAAUUCCUUUGGAAACUUUGAUAUAUCGACCUCCUCCUCCCCAUGUGUUCCUUGGUUAUAAACGGUUCAAACUCUAUAUAUGCCUGGUUCUAAUCAUUAAUCAAUGCCUACCCUGGCUUCCACUUUGUAUAUCUCAUGUGGCCAAGUGUAUGUAUUCUGUUCUGUUCAUUCUAACUCGCUAGUUCCCACUCCGUCCUUCAUCGUCCCGCCGUCGUUGGGAGGGGGAAACAGAGCCUAUGUAUUUGCUUUCAAGCAAAACGGUAGUGUUUGAUAUUAAUGUUUCUAUUUUGACUUCUUGAACAACGAAUCUAAAAUGCUCCAC
This is a messenger RNA of Linum tenue, 1851 nucleotides long. The record is from the annotation of a GenBank genome assembly. NCBI's taxonomy places the organism in Eukaryota, Viridiplantae, Streptophyta, Magnoliopsida, Malpighiales, Linaceae.